Messenger RNA from Aspergillus fischeri NRRL 181, 2295 nucleotides. Its product is annotated as putative MFS transporter. Bases 1 to 2295 code for a protein of 764 amino acids. Gene Ontology annotation, biological process: transmembrane transport. The transcript is spliced from 3 exons. Gene Ontology annotation, molecular function: transmembrane transporter activity. The record is from RefSeq and is a predicted model, not a curated record. NCBI's taxonomy places the organism in Eukaryota, Fungi, Ascomycota, Eurotiomycetes, Eurotiales, Aspergillaceae.
AUGUGUUUCUGUAUCAGGGUUUUCAGGUCCAAACCCAAGGAGGAGUCCGAGGUGGUCUCCAUCGUUCAUCGGGUGAAGAUGGCCGAGGAUGAGACAUCCUCUGUCAACCUCCCAAGCGAACGUCUGGAUGGCGCUGCUUCGCAGCGUGAACCAGCGCAAGGCUUGAUGAACAGGUUCUUCAGAAGGAGAGGGUCGGGAAAGGCAGAGUCCGAGGAGUCGGAGUCCGUCAAUAGCCGGAGCUAUCGUUCGAAGGCGACUUUAGGGAUUCUUAGCGACAAGGAGACGGAUGAAGUACCAGGAACGGUGCUGUUGCUCUCCUCGAAUCGUAACGAACCAUUGGGUCUGCGACACCAGCAGCGGCGAACAUCCGCAUCUUCUCUACCUAAUGUCAUUCCUGGCUCUCGCUCUUCAUCGCGCACGACGGCGCCCCAGCCAAAAAAGACGGCAGACGGUCGAAUUGUCCUCAAUCCGCAGCCAGAUGAUUCCGUUAAUGACCCGCUGAACUGGCCCAUGUGGCGGCGCGAUGCUGCGUUGCUCUCCUUGGGCUUCUACUGCUUAAUGGGAGGAGGAAUGACACCCAUUCUUGCUGCUGGGUUCAACCAGGUCUCUGAGAGCUACGGUGUGAGCACUCAGAAAGUAGCCUACACCACCGGGUUAUACAUGUUGGGUCUCGGAGUCGGGUCGGUCAUAAUGUCACCGACCGCAAUUCUAUGGGGAAAGCGACCAGUCUAUCUCCUAGGGGCUACACUCUUUGUCCUUUCUGCCGUGUGGUGUGCCUUGUCUCCAAAUUACCCCAGUUUGGUGAUUGCUCGGGUUUUCCAAGGGAUCGCCGUCAGUACUGUCGAGUGUCUUCCCUCGGCCACUAUUGCCGAAAUCUACUUCCUGCAUGAGCGAGCAUAUCGUGUUGGCAUCUACACUCUUCUCCUUCUCGGUGGCAAAAACCUCGUGCCUCUGGUCAGCGCUGCUAUUAUCGGCCGUAUGGGAUGGCGUUGGGUGUUUUGGAUUGUCGCAAUUAUUGUUGGUGCUUGUCUCGUCCUCCUCUUCUUUUUCGUUCCCGAAACGUUCUGGGAUCGCACUCCGCGUCCUCGUCGCUCUCACAAGCGUCCUCAUAUGAUACAGAGCGUAUCGGACCUUCUCCGGGGUCGACAACUUCACCACCGUCUAGAGAACCCAGCCUUGAAUGGAGACCAUAUCUCACCCGCUCCCAGAAAGUCCAACAAGGGUCACGUCGGCUUUGUGGAGGAUCCAGAUCAGGAAGGAAACCCCGUAGAUAAGAAGGAAAGAAAUCUUGAAGACAACGACCGGAUAUUGCCAUCCGAGACGCCAGCCGAGCACAACGAUCAGUUGGUCUUGGCGGAUCCUGAGAAGCACGAUGCGUCCCUACAAAUACCUGCUCCAGCGGUCACUCGUGAGUCGGACUCUCAGCGCGAUCUCGAAUCUGCUAGGCAACCUGCUGUGUCGCCCGCGCGUAGCGAAUCCGUGGGUUCAGCCGUACCACUGCCUCCGUCCCAGGUGUAUACCAACCGACUACGAGAGAAACCUCAAAUCCCCUUUACGCAUUAUCUGCGAGUCUGGAACGGGCGAAUCUCGCAUGACAAAUGGUUACGAGUCGCCAUGCGACCGUUCAUUCUGUUCGCCUACCCAGCUGUUCUCUGGUCAUCAGUAGUGUAUGCACUGUCGGUUGGAUGGCUUAUCGUGCUGUCCGAGUCUGUGGCGCAUCUGUACCAGGGCCCGCAUGGUUACAACUUCACACCACUACAGACAGGCCUGAUUUAUAUCUCGCCCUUUGUCGGCGGUCUUUUAGGAACCGCGGUUGCCGGUAAAGUAUCCGAUGUGAUUGUGCGAUUCAUGUCCCGGCGCAAUGGAGGCGUCUACGAGCCCGAAUUCCGUCUUGUCAUGGCCAUCCCUAUUGCUCUAUCGACUUCGGCGGGAUUGAUGGCAUUCGGAUGGAGCACGGAGGAGAAAGAUUCCUGGAUCGUGCCUACGAUCUUCUUCGGUCUGAUCUCAUUUGGAUGCUGUCUCGGCAGCACGACAUCGAUCACUUUCUGCGUGGAUAGCUACCGGCAGUAUGCCGGUGAGGCCUUGGUGACUCUGAACUGGAGCAAGAACGUAUUUCACGGCCUGAUUUUUUCGUUGUUCAUUGUCGACUGGCUCGAGGCCGAUGGCGCGCGGACGGUAUUCCUCGCGCUCGGGGGCAUUCAACUUGGAUGUUUGUUUUUCACGAUACCCAUGUACAUCUACGGCAAGCGAGCGCGAAUGUGGACGGUACGGAAGUGUUUGAUGGAGAAGUUUUGA